Molecule: messenger RNA, 1265 nt
Organism: Ochotona curzoniae (black-lipped pika)
Lineage: Eukaryota; Metazoa; Chordata; Mammalia; Lagomorpha; Ochotonidae
Gene: DNALI1
Product: dynein axonemal light intermediate chain 1
Exons: 6
Coding region: 1-777 (258 amino acids)
Cellular component (GO): filopodium; axoneme
Molecular function (GO): dynein heavy chain binding
Source: RefSeq, a predicted model, not a curated record
AUGAUUCCCCCAGCCGACUCUCUGCUUAAGUACGACACCCCGGUGUUGGUGAGCCGCAACACGGAGAAACGGAGCCCCAAAGCUCGGCCCCUCAAGGCCAGUUCCCAGCAGCCGGGACCCUCCAGUCCAAUCCCACAGACAAUCAAGACCAAGCUCCCCACCACAUCCUGCGUUCCUGAUCCUACAAAGCAGGCAGAGGAAAUCCUGAAUGCCAUUCUGCCUCCCAGGGAGUGGGUAGAAGACACGCAGCUAUGGAUCCAGCAGGUGUCCAGCACCCCCAGCACCAGGAUGGAUGUGGUGCACCUCCAGGAGCAGCUGGACUUGAAGCUGCAGCAGCGGCAGGCCAGGGAAACGGGCAUCUGCCCAGUCCGCAGGGAGCUCUAUUCGCAGUGCUUUGACGAACUCAUCCGGGAGGUCACCAUCAACUGUGCCGAGAGGGGGCUCUUGCUGCUGCGAGUCCGGGACGAGAUACGCAUGACCAUCGCAGCCUACCAGACCCUAUACGAGAGCAGCGUGGCCUUUGGCAUGAGGAAGGCACUGCAGGCCGAACAGGGGAAGUCAGACAUGGAGAGGAGAAUUGCAGAAUUGGAGGUUGAAAAGAAAGAUCUGGAGAGACAAGUAAAUGAGCAAAAGGCCAAAUGUGAGGCCAUUGAGAAGAGAGAGAGUGAAAAGCGCCAGGUGGAGGAGAAGAAACACAAUGAGGAGAUUCAAUUCCUGAAGCGGACGAACCAGCAGCUGAAGGCCCAACUGGAAGGCAUUAUUGCACCGAAGAAGUGAUCAUUUCCAUAUGGGCCUCAGCAAGCACGACGACUCGGUCCUAAGCCCUUGGUAAUAAAAAGCUAGUUUCCUGAGUGAACAAGCCGUCCCCUUCCCUGAUCACCACCUACAUGUGCCAGCAGCCACCUGAGGUCUGGCAGGAGGCUCCCAGUUGGGCAACGGAAGGUGGCGUAGCCAAGUCUCCGUAUGUGGCUUACUCACCAACCCUGGUCUUUGCCAACUCAAACAGCAAGACUCUGAAAAGUAACUGCUCCCCUCUGUCAGGACUAACUUCUGGCCAAAUGAAGCCAUCUCUCUGUCCCUCGAAGUCUGGAUUUACGAAGCACCUGCAGCCCUACCGUGGGCACGCCUGGUCUCAGGCCUUCUUUCACUGCGUCGGAACAUUGCCAGUAACUCAUGUUGGAGCUUUGCUUUCAUCCUGGAGCAUCUUCUCCCCAUCUCCCCAGUCCGACGGCCCCUUCCUCCUCAGUUUCAGACUGCCCAGGUGA